ACGCACACGGCGCGCAGAGCCGCCCUCCCAAUCAGCAGCAUUUCCUCUCGCCGACGGACCAAUACCUCUCAGUUUGCACGGCUCCCUCCACCUCAGCCAGCUGUUUUCUUAAGGAAUAGACACAAUUGGACGAGGACAUUGUAUUUACUAUCGCCCCACAGCAGCCAUCCUUUUGCUUUUUGUUUGUCAGGGCAGCCUUUUUCUUGGGAGCGUCUCUGGAGCAGAUAUAUAUAUAUACAUUUUUUUCCCCCUCAUCUGGUUGAAUUUCCUCUGAGAUGGAAGUGAGAUGUCGUCCGGCGGCGAUGUGCUGCGCUCUCGCCGUCCUGUGCUCCGCGCUCCCCCGGUCGCUGGGGUCCCUCCUCUGGGACAGGCAGUACCUGAACGAGUGGGCGGUGGAGAUCCCGGGCGGACUGUCCGCCGCGGAGGAGAUCGCCCGAGAGCUGGACUACAGGCUGGUCCGACAGAUUGGGGCCCUGAAGGACCAUUUCUUGUUCAAACACCGCAAUCAUCCUAGCAGAAUGAAACGAAGCGCCAACCACAUCACCAGGCGGCUGUCGGAGGACGACCGGGUGCUGUGGGCUGAGCAGCAGUACGAGAAACGCCGCAGCAAGCGGGCGUCCCUCGGGGGCUGCAGGGAUUGCCCCGUGGAUAAGCUGUUUGAUGAUCCCAUGUGGAACCAGCAGUGGUACCUGCAAGAUACGCGGACGUCGUCCUCACUGCCAAAGCUGGACCUGCAUGUGAUCCCCGUGUGGCAGAAAGGCAUCACAGGAAGAGGAGUGGUCAUCACCGUCCUGGAUGACGGGCUGGAGUGGAACCACACCGACAUCUACUCCAACUACGACGCAGCAGCCAGCUAUGACUUCAACGACAAUGACCCAGACCCCUUCCCCAGAUAUGACUCCACCAAUGAAAACAAGCACGGGACCAGGUGUGCUGGGGAAAUCGCCAUGCAGGCGGACAACAAUAAAUGUGGGGUUGGAGUGGCAUACAACUCCAAGGUUGGAGGGAUUCGUAUGCUGGAUGGGAUCGUGACGGAUGCCAUCGAGGCCAGCUCUAUCGGGUUCAAUCCGGAACACGUGGACAUCUACAGUGCCAGCUGGGGACCCAACGAUGAUGGCAAGACGGUGGAGGGCCCGGGCCGCCUGGCCCAGAAGGCCUUUGAAUACGGUAUCCAGAAGGGCCGCGGGGGGAAAGGCUCUAUCUUCGUCUGGGCCUCAGGUAACGGUGGCCGUCAGGGCGACAACUGUGACUGUGAUGGCUACACUGACAGCCUCUACACUAUCUCAAUCAGCAGUGCCUCCCAGCAGGGCUUGUCCCCCUGGUACGCUGAGAAGUGCUCCUCCACUCUGGCUACAGCGUACAGCAGUGGAGACUACACCGACCAGAGGAUUACGAGUGCUGAUCUGCACAAUGAGUGCACUCAGACUCACACUGGAACGUCGGCCUCUGCCCCGUUGGCUGCCGGAAUAUUUGCCUUGGCGCUGGAACAAAACCCGGAUCUCACCUGGAGAGACCUGCAGCACAUUGUAGUCUGGACCUCUGAGUUCGACCCUCUGGCCAAUAAUCCGGGCUGGAAAAGGAACGGAGCAGGGCUGAUGGUGAACAGCCGCUUCGGCUUCGGCCUCCUAAAUGCUAAAGCCCUGGUGGAUCUUGCCGACCCGGCCACCUGGAAACACGUGCCUGAGAAGAAGCAAUGUAUCGUCAGGGAUGAUUCUUUCCAGCCAAGGGAGCUCAAAGCAGCAGGGGAGAUCACUAUAGAGAUUCCAACCAAAGCCUGUGCGGGGCAGGAGAAUGCAGUCCGCUCAUUGGAGCACGUGCAGGUGGAGGCCAGCAUUGAAUACACCAGGAGAGGAGACCUGCACAUCACGCUCACCUCCCCAGCCGGUACCAGCACGGUGCUGUUGGCUGAGCGAGAGAGGGACACGUCCUCCAACGGGUUCAGAAACUGGGACUUCAUGUCCGUCCAUACGUGGGGGGAAGACCCUGCUGGUACAUGGACGCUAAAGAUCACAGACACUUCUGGCCGCAUGGAGAACGAGGGUCGCAUUUUGAACUGGAAGUUGAUCCUUCAUGGGACGUCGGACAAGCCAGAGCACAUGAAGAAACCCAGAGUGUACAUCCCCUACAAUGCUGUGCAGAAUGACCGACGUGGUGUGGAACAUAUGGACGACAUGAUGGAGGAGCCCACACAGGCCCACUCACCUCCUAAGGCCGAAGCUGCACACGCCCCUCCCUCUUCCAACCCAGAGAAGUUGCCCCAAAAGCCCUCAAAUUCACCCUACUCCCCCUCUCAGGCCCUGCUGCGUCUACUGCAGACGGCCUUCAACAGGCAGACCCCUGCCCUGCAGCAGCUCCAGGCCAAACCAAGAUCCCCCUCCAUCUGGAGGAAGCAGCAGCAGCAGCAGCAGCAGCAGCAGCAGCAGCAGCUGGACAGGAGCCUCUCCCCUCCCGCUACAAGACUCCCCCCUCAGAAGCUGUACCAGGCUCUGGACAUGAUCAACAAGUACCGGGGUCGCCAGGACAGUGUCUACAGCGACUACAGCGAUGGCUUCUACAGCAGCAAGCCGUACAGGCACAGAGAUGACCGACUGCUGCAGGCCCUGUUUGACAUGAUAGAUGAUGAUGGCAAGUGAAGGCCGUGAGGAGAGGAGAGGAGAGGAGAGGAGAGGAGAGGAGAGGAGAGAUAGACCCAUGGUUGUGUGUUGGUUUGGGAGCAGAGGAACACGGCGAAAGAAGAGAGAGGGCAGAGGGAACGGAUGAGGCAUUGGAGGAGAAGAGAAGAAAUACAGGAAAGAAAAACUCUUCCACUCUUCUUCUGUUCUGUUUUCCCCCAAUAUGCUGCAUUUAUGAUCUCUUUACAUUCAUCUGCCAAUCAUAAUUCACUAAUGGUUCCUUUCAUUCAGUCACGGAUAAUGUUCACAGUCCACAUACGAUCCAAAACAUGGACUUCAGAAGAGCCUCUGCUACAAACUGUAUCUCCAUGUCGUGAAAGUGAAAGCAUUCGAACCAGUAAGAAAAGGAGGGGAAAGCCCUGUCUCUAUUCUCUUCACUGCAAGCUGUUUCCUCUGCAUGCCACAUUUAGAAUAUACGUUUUGUAUUGGUAUCUGCAUAUUAUCUAUACAGUAUAUUAUACAAAGACAAUGAUUGUAAUAUGGUUUUGAAAACAUGACAUCUAAAAUCUUCAAUUUCAAAAGUCCUGUUUCUAUUUAUACUUUAACAGUUUUCCUGUCCUUUUUAUUUCUGAAUUUGUUUCACAUGAUACUUACUCACUACAUUCACUUUAGAAGACUAAUUGAUUCUUUAAAAAAAACCUGAAAUGAAACAAUUGAACUAGAAUAACAUUGGAAAAGAAAAAAAUCUUACAUUGACCAGCAGUUGGAAAUGUUUUAAAAUGUUGACAAAAGAUUUGUUCUCAGGGGAUCAACAAAGCUCAAGAGGGUAAAAGAAUUGAAUGACAGCACUGUAAGUAUUAAGAGAAAUAUAUUAUUGCGAAAGAUUAUUUGCUAUAUUAAAGUAUGCAGAUGAGACAAUACAGUUGCACCAAUAAACUAUUUAAAAGGCGAAUACAUAAAAAAAAAUAUUCUGCUGAUAACAAAUAACAGGGAGCUUUUCAGUCGGAGUAAAUAUUCAAAAUGAAAAAAAAGGAUAACCGAUUAAUCUUAUUGUGCAGUUUGUUUCAUUUUUUACAAGUACAAUGCUGCAUUAAAUGAAAUAUUUUUCUAAGGAUCCUCAUAGUUUAUGGAAAUUAUAUAUACAGUAUCAAACCCUUGAACUGUUUAUUUUCUUGUGGCACAGCUCACUCAACAACUGGUAAGUCAGUGUAGUUCUCAUAAUAAACACUGCCAAAAUCUCUGCUGUCGAAAAGCUUUUGUGUAUAUUCGGUGGUUGUGGCAAAUGGCAAACAUGCCGUCUGUUCGUCACCCGUAAUAUGCCAACUACAAACAGUUCCUUGAAUCCUAGACAUAUUAUUGCUUUAACAUUUGCAGCUGAACCACUUGUCUGGUAUUAUUUAUUUGGUAUUUAAGGACCUAUCACAGCUGACCAGAGACAUAGUAUAGGGGCUCUGCAGGGCAAACUUCAAGCAGGUUUAUCUUGAACGCCUUAACAUUUGCUGUGAUAAAUGUGCGUGCUCAUCUCCAUAUGGUGUAGAUCAACUCACUGAUGCUAAUUUUUAUGACAUGAAUAGUUAUAAAGCCUCUAUGCAGAGUCUCUAUCCUCCAGCUUGGAACUGCCUGCCCCGCCUCUCUGCCAACAAGGUGAUAGGAAAAAGAAGGUGUCUGGGACUACGCUUUACACACACCCUGUAAUUUAUUCGUCCUUUGGUAUAGCCUGUGUUGUUUUCUUCAUCAUUUUUUUGUUUUUGACUGAUGCUUCAGUCAAAUGUUGUUUACACGAACCAAUAUUAUGUUGCAAAUUCUGUAUGGAUGUAAAAAAAAAAAAAGAGAAAAAAGAAAUGAUAUAUGUAUUGAGAUUUAUCAUAAUAAAUUGCAAAGUGA
Messenger RNA from Scophthalmus maximus (turbot), 4496 nucleotides. RefSeq names its product proprotein convertase subtilisin/kexin type 1 (gene pcsk1). The coding region runs from base 276 to 2633 and encodes 785 amino acids. The transcript is spliced from 14 exons. The record is from RefSeq and is a predicted model, not a curated record. Gene Ontology annotation, molecular function: serine-type endopeptidase activity. NCBI's taxonomy places the organism in Eukaryota, Metazoa, Chordata, Actinopteri, Pleuronectiformes, Scophthalmidae. Gene Ontology annotation, cellular component: Golgi membrane; trans-Golgi network. Gene Ontology annotation, biological process: protein processing.